Molecule: messenger RNA, 2296 nt
Organism: Paralichthys olivaceus (Japanese flounder)
Lineage: Eukaryota; Metazoa; Chordata; Actinopteri; Pleuronectiformes; Paralichthyidae
Source: RefSeq, a predicted model, not a curated record
AUGCCUUACAACAGCGCCCAUCACUGCGUGGUGGAGGUAGAGAACUUCCUGCUGCUGCUGGGUGGAGAGGACCAGUGGAACCCCAACGGAAAGCACAGCACUAACUUUGUCAGCCGCUAUGAUCCCAGAUUCAACAGCUGGAUACAGUUGCCCCCCAUGCAGGAGAGGAGAGCCAGUUUCUUCGCCUGCCGCCUGGAGAAGCAUCUGUACGUGAUCGGUGGUAGGAAUGAGACGGGCUACCUGUCCAGCGUGGAGUCCUACAACCUGGAGACUAAUGAGUGGAACUACGUGUCAUCCCUGCCGCAGCCUCUGGCCGCCCAUGCAGGAGCGGUACAUAACGGCAAGAUCUACAUAUCAGGAGGAGUACACAAUGGGGAGUAUGUGUCCUGGCUAUAUUGUUAUGACCCCAUAAUGGAUGUGUGGGCCAGGAAACAGGAUAUGAACACAAAGCGAGCUAUUCAUGCCCUUGCGGGAAUGAACGACCGCCUGUACGCUAUUGGUGGAAACCAUUUGAAAGGUUUCUCUCAUCUGGACGUGAUGUUGGUCGAGUGUUAUGACCCGAAAGCCGACCAGUGGAACAUCCUGCAGACUCCCAUCCUGGAGGGUCGCAGUGGCCCGGGCUGUGCUGUUCUGGACGACAGCAUCUUCCUAGUAGGCGGAUACAGCUGGAGCAUGGGAGCCUAUAAGUCUUCCACCAUCUGCUACAGCCCAGAGAAAGGAACAUGGACAGAGUUGGAGGGAGAGGUGGCAGAGCCUUUAGCGGGCCCAGCCUGUUCCAACGUCAUUCUGCCCGCCUGCCUCCCUUUUAACAAAUGACAACUAAUCCAACCGACGGGCGGCGAGGGCAAGAAGCAGCAGAGAGACUGGGGGGACGACCAUCAAUAAGCAAAACAGUUGUCAACAAUUUCGUGACAAACCCUGCGGUCAGACGACGAGCGUGUGUAUAAAUUAUUUUUUUACAGGUUUGACCAGAGCACUUUCGUUAUUCCCUACUGAAGGUUUGAGAAAAAAAAAAAACAAAGAAGAAAAUUGUGUAACUCAUGUAUUUAAACUCAUCUGUGUUACGAGAAAAUUGUCAGUUUCAUAUUUGGUUUGAUUUAAACUGAUAGUAAGUGUUUUUUGGCUUCUCUUCUAUAGCACGCAUAGUGUUGAACUGAAUUAUAGCUUUCAGAUCCAUUGUAUCUUGUAUUCAGUAGACGCAUAAUUCCAGCAAAAUGCAGUGUUGCUUCACGGACUGACGCCGGGAAGAAGGUGAUUCGUCACUGGGUUACGUUAAACUAGAGCUGGGUGAGUUACAUUCAUUGUGAUGAUCAAACGUGUAUAAAUAUUCCUCAUAGCUCAUGUUAUUAGUCAUUUUUCUCUGGCUGGAUUGUGCACUUACCCUGUUGCAUCACAUGGUCGGAUCAUUAGACAACUGUUUUGUUGUCUUUCUCUGAAAAUGAGCAUUUUAGUGGUUAAAUUGGGACAUUUCCAGUAAACGGAACUAGCACCCCAAGCUAAUGUCCCGGGGUCCAAGCAACCAGGUGGAGGUUGUAAAAAAAACACAAUGAUCUUUACCACGAUGUGUCCGCAUCACCCAGCCCUAAUUUUUAACCAUUAAUGGUAAUAAUUUACGCCCAGGCUAAAGUCAUGUUUCUGUAAUAACUUGCUGAACAGAGAGUUUCCUUACAGGUCAUCUGCUUGACAGAAAAAAAAAAUGUUUGCCAAAUGUUUAUGGCAGCUAAUCUUCCUGCUGCGAGCAAAACAAUUUAAGAAUUUAACAUUGAUUCUUAAUGUUCAUAUGACGCACUAAUGUUAAUUAUACGAUGAUGGUACAAUCAAAUUGUAAUUGCUAGCCAGUGUAUUUAUGGGUAGCAUGUUUGGGUAAACAGAUGGUGAGGAUGUUUGUUUGGUUUGUUUCUCCUUUACAAGUGAAUGUUAACAGGUCUGUUUAUGAGGCCACACAGCGUUACCUUGAUGGGAUAUUAAUCUUUAAUGUACGAAAAGCAAACAAACAAACAUUAAGUGGUCUUUUUAAUGCACUAAAAGUGAACUUUUUGAUUCAGCAAACAAAGUUUCACUAAAAUGUAAAUGAAUUAAUGUGAUGUGUUUAAAGAAAAGAUAUCUUCAGUGCAAAUUAAUCUAAGUCCAGUCUAGUCUUUGUUAUUAGGUUCAAAAAGUUGACUCUAAAUAUCGAUGCAGUACCUGUCGAAUUCUGUACAGAUUUGCUGAUUUCAUUCUUGUACAUAAUCGCUUGCAGUGAAACAUUUUUGUGCACUUGACCUUGGAUUUAUUCUCAAAUCCUGUUAUGUCCUUU